Messenger RNA from Fraxinus pennsylvanica, 1788 nucleotides. NCBI's taxonomy places the organism in Eukaryota, Viridiplantae, Streptophyta, Magnoliopsida, Lamiales, Oleaceae. The record is from the annotation of a GenBank genome assembly.
AUGAAAGCAGUAGUCAUGACGUUCAAGAUAGCCUCUUUGUUUUUCAUCACUCUCUUCUAUGUUCAAGCUUUUUCACAACCAUUACCACCAUCACAUGUAGCUACAGCUUGUAGGUUGGAUUUCAGUGCAUAUCCUUACCAGCCAAUUGGUGGAUGCAGUAGUGUUGAAGAAACGGUCAAGGACUGGAACAGUUUCCCGAAAACCAGUUGCUGCCAAAAUGCCCUUACCGUGUUUUCACACGCAUUAGCUCUGCGCGCACAUAAUGAUGUAUUGGGAAGUAUCUUCGUCCCGGAAGGUCAGUGGAAAAACUGUAACAGGCCCUUUAAGCUUCAGCCUGGUGUUUCUGUUGAAGCUUGUGGCUUUGAAAAAUUCUUCUAUGGAAAUGGAAAUGGUCAGUGCUCUCUAUUUCAAUUGAAGAACGUCCUCACAGAACAUCAAGAUGUCAUAAACCGGUGUUCUCUAUUCAAUUUUUCUUCAUUUGAUGAUGCCUGUAGAAAUUGCACCACUGCAAUAUCAAAUGCAAGAGAUGUUAUGUCGGCUCAAGGAAACAAAACUGACAAAGCUACCUGUCUUUUGGCUCUUAUCGUCUCAGUAAUAGCAAAAAACAUGAAUAAUACUUCUAUAAUAAGUAAUUUCGACAGGUGCUUGCCUGCCUUGGCUGUUCCAGAGCCUGCGAAUUACAUUAAACUCAACUAUACACUGGCAGAAGCAAUAUUAGCAAUUGUUUUAGUGAUCAUUGGGCUAACAUUGGUCAUUAUGCUGAUAACAUGCGUAUCGAAGAAAGGAAAUCAGAAGAAAAAUCCUGUUCGGACAACAGAUAUUACUUCCACAUUGUCUGGCCUCUAUAGAUUCUCCAAAGCUGAGAUUAACAAUGCACUUCAUUAUGGCGGUGAAAAGAAGUGCCUUGGAAGAGGCAGUGCAGGGCAGGUUUACAGAGGGAUGCUACCAAGUGGACAACUCGUGGCUAUUAAGCAAAUAUAUAAGGGUAAUAAGAGCAACACUUCAGAUUCUUUCUACAGGGAAAUUGAAGGUCUUUCAAGAGUCAGGCAUCCAAACCUUGUCUGCCUGUUUGGUUGCUGCAUCGAAGAUGGCGAUCAGUACUUAGUCUACGAAUAUUGUUCAGCCGGAAAUCUAGCUCAAAAUGUUCUAAGGAAAGACACUGUCCUAACAUGGGAUAGAAGGGUCAAAAUCCUAAGGGACUGCUCAUUUGCUCUCAAAUAUCUCCAUAAUCAUAUAGAUGGCUGCAUUGUUCACAGAGACAUCAAGCUGACUAAUAUUCUUCUGACGGCGAAAUUCGUUCCUAAACUAUCAGACUUUGGUUUAGCGAAGAUGCUAGGAAUGGAUGAGACUAAAGUCGUUGUUCGGGGAACCAUAUGCUAUAUGGACCCUGAAUAUAUGAGCAAUACCAAAUUGAUUAGUGCUAGUGAUAUCUACAGUUUCGGCAUUGUUAUACUGCAACUUUUAUCUGGACAAAGAGUAAUCGAACUCUAUUUGGAGGCAAGAGAUCAGUUCACAAGAAAGGCAAAGGAUGUGAACAUGGGGAGACGUCCAUUGACAGAUUUUCAGGACCCUAGGCUGAAAGGGAGUGUGAAUACCCUACAUUUUGAAUACAUAUUGAAAAUUGCAGUACUUUGUGUAGCAAGUUCGAGUAGAGGUCGUCCAACAAUAGAUUUGGUUUUCGAGGAAUUGGACAAGGUUUGGAGAAACACAGAGGCUGAAAUGAAAACAAAGGAGAAAAACUCACCGGGCAAAACACCAUCCAAAUCACCGGACCUGAUUCACGUUUGA